UGAACUUUGAAACAGAACAUUAGGCUACAAACAUUACAAUAACAUCUAUACAGUGACAUAUGAAAUAGAAUUGUUUAGAUAGAAUAGAACAGUUUGGAGUCAUGGUGAUGAGAUUCAGGGUUAAUUUUAGUGUGAUAGUGCUGUGCACGUUAGUUUCUCCAUCAUGUGAAUGAAAACGGAUCCUUAACAACUCUUCUUAUUGUGGAGUUGUGACGAGUGCUCUAUGGAGUUCCCAAAGCUGCCCCCUCACUCGGGCCCUGUGCUCUCAGUAGUGGACAUGCACACAGGCGGAGAGCCGCUGCGCAUUAUCCUGAGCGGCUAUCCAGAGGUGAAGGGCGACACCGUCCUUGCCAAACGACGCUACGUGAGAGAGCAUCUCGAUCACCUCCGCAAAGUGUUGAUGUUGGAGCCGCGCGGCCACUACGAUAUGUACGGAGCCCUGCUGGUCCGAAGUGAGUUAGCAGAGGCUGAUCUCGGCGUCUUGUUUAUGCACAACGAAGGGUACAGCACCAUGUGCGGCCACGCUGUCAUUGCUCUCGGGCGCUUUGCGGUGGAUUACGGCUUGAUUAAAGCGCCCGCUUCACCGGAGACGCAGAUAAACAUACACUGCCCUUGUGGCUUAGUGAAGGCCUUCACACAGUAUUCCAACGGGAGAACCGGAGCUGUCAGAUUCCACAGUGUGCCAGCCUUCGCUUUCGCUACAGAUGUGAGUGUCUCGGUACCGGGAUAUGGGUCCAUUAAUGUAGACAUCAGUUAUGGCGGAGCUCUUUAUGCUUUUGUGAGUGCUGAGAAAUUUGGAUUAGAUGUGAAGAAGUCCAAAACCAGAGAUCUGGUGGAUGCAGCCACUGCUGUGAGCGAUGCUGUCAAAUCCCAGGUAAAGCUGUACCAUCCAGUCAGCGAGGAUCUGGCCUUCCUCUACGGCACAAUCCUUACUGACGGCAAAGAUGCUUUUUCUGAAGAGCCCACAGCCAAUGUGUGUGUGUUUGCUGAUGCACAGGUGGACCGAAGCCCUACGGGGUCAGGCGUCACUGCUCGUAUUGCUCUUCAGUACCAUAAAGGCCUGAUCGAACUCAACCAGACCAGACGUUUUGAGAGCGGAGCUACAGGAUCAGUGUUUACAGGAAAAGCAAUAGAGGAGACCACGUGUGGGGACUUCAGGGCUGUGGUAGUGGAGGUCGAAGGUCAUGCUCACUACAGCGGCGUGGCCAGCUUCACCCAAGAGACCAAUGAUCCUCUGAGAGGAGGCUUUCUCCUGCGCUGACCUAACGCUUACAACUGAUAUUUCUGCUUCUGCUUGCAGACCUGAGCCUCCAUUCGUGCCCUGCGCUCCUCCUCUUCUUUGCGUCGGCGCAUGUUCUCGUUCUCUUGACGGGCCUCGGAGAAGGACUGCAAGAACUGGUCGAAUAUCCCAAAGAACUCAUCAGGCUGCAUCUUAU
Molecule: messenger RNA, 1436 nt
Organism: Puntigrus tetrazona (Sumatra barb)
Lineage: Eukaryota; Metazoa; Chordata; Actinopteri; Cypriniformes; Cyprinidae
Product: trans-L-3-hydroxyproline dehydratase
Exons: 8
Coding region: 224-1261 (345 amino acids)
Molecular function (GO): hydro-lyase activity
Source: RefSeq, a predicted model, not a curated record